UACCUGAAUCCAAACAAAAAAUGGGUAUUGGAUGAUGGAUUUAUAUAUAAUAAUAUUUGUCAAACUUGAAAUUUAAAAAUAAAAGUACUGAUAAGUAACAGUAUAUAAAUUGCACAAUCUAAGAGACAGCCUAGUUAAUUGCUUUGGAAAACAAAAGAAGAAUAAAAAAAUGGUAGCUACUAGCAAAUUGGAUAUUAGUGAAGGUUCAGACAAAUUGAUGAAUAAAACAGAGUAUGAUCGAGCAAGUGAAGUAAAAGCUUUUGAUGAAACAAAAGCUGGUGUUAAAGGACUUGUUGAUGCUGGUGUUACAGAGAUCCCUCGUAUUUUCCAUCGUCCACACGAUGAAUACUUGGACAAGAUCUCAGCUUGUGAAGAUGGAAAAAAGUUUAGCAUUCCAAUUAUCGACAUGGGAGGUCUUUUCGAAGAUGAUCAUGUUCGACGGAAGAAGAUUGUUGAAAGAGUAAAAGAAGCAUCGGAGACUUGGGGUUUCUUUCAAAUUGUGAACCACGGAAUACCUGAGAGUGUUAUGGAGGAGAUUAAGAAAGGGGUUCUUAGGUUUUAUGAGCAAGAUACUGAGGUGAAGAAACAGUUUUAUACCAGAGAUCCAAUGAGACCUGUGGUUUACAAUAGCAACUUUGAUCUGUAUAAAGCUCCAUCAACAAAUUGGAGGGACUCAUUUUUUUCUCUAAUGGCUCCUAAUCCUCCAAAGCCAGAAGACUUGCCUGAGGUUUGCCGAGACAUACUUGUGGUGUAUUCGGAGAAAAUAAUGAAAGUAGGAAUUUUAUUGUUGGAGCUGUUAUCGGAGGCACUUGGAUUGAAGCCGAACCACUUGAAGGACAUUGAUUGUGCAGAGGGGCUUGCCAUUUUAUGCCAUUACUAUCCACCAUGCCCACAGCCAGAACUGACUAUGGGAGCCAGCAAGCAUUCUGAUAAUAGCUUUAUCAGUGUGGUGCUUCAAGAUCAUAUUGGUGGUCUCCAAGUUCUCCAUCAAAACCAUUCGAUUGACAUACCUUAUAAGCCUGGUGCUUUAGUCGUUAAUAUAGGAGAUCUUCUUCAGCUAAUAUCAAAUGAUAGAUUCAAAAGUAGUGAACACAGAGUUCUAGCGAACCGUGAAGGUCCAAGAAUAUCAGUUGCAAGCUUUUUUUGCACAGGAAUGUUGCCAACAAAGAAGCUCUAUGGGCCUAUUAAGGAGUUGUUAUCUGAAGAUAAUCCUCCAAAGUAUAGGCAAACUACAGUGAGAGACUAUGUUGCAUAUUUGCACCAGAAGGGCCUUGAUGGAAAUCCCGUUUUGCCUCAUUUCAAGAUUCGAAACUAGCAAAGGCAAAAAAACAAUCCACUGUCUAGUGUUAGGUGGCUUGUGUGUGAUUAUAUAUGGUCGUCACAAAUUAAAAACAAUACCCUAUUAGUUUCUUUUUGUCAUUAUAUUUGAUGAAAUAUUAAUGCUAGUCCUUGAUAGCAGUACUAACACUGUCUCUUAUGGAUUUGAGACAAAUUAAUAAAGUAAUCUUUCUAAGUUUUGUUA
This is a messenger RNA of Ziziphus jujuba (common jujube), 1522 nucleotides long. RefSeq names its product 1-aminocyclopropane-1-carboxylate oxidase homolog 3-like. Lineage: Eukaryota; Viridiplantae; Streptophyta; Magnoliopsida; Rosales; Rhamnaceae. Bases 170 to 1315 code for a protein of 381 amino acids. The record is from RefSeq and is a predicted model, not a curated record. The transcript has 3 exons.